AAGUGCAAGUGCCAACUGCAGUAGCUAGCAGCCUGCCUAACACAGUUCGUCAUCGACCUCGAGGGCCGGCAAGCAAUCAAUCACCCAAGCUAAGCCAUGGCGCCUCGCAGCCGCCUCCUCGACCUCGAGAAGCACGACGUGCUCUUCUUCUACGGCGAUGGCGCCUACCACCAGAGCGAGCGCGUCAGCGUGGUCACCAGAGCGAUCGCCUUCUGGCCCGUCUUCCUCGUCGCCGCCCUGCUCCUCCACCUCAUCGCGCCGUUCCCGCACGUGGCUGCCGUCUGCGGGGCGCUCUACGUCUUCCUCCUCGACCGCGCAGCGCAGGCGAGCUGCUCCAGCUCGUGGCCUUCCACUGCCACUGCCGCGCCGCCGGCAGAGGCCUCUCGCCCCACUACUCGGUGCACAGCGGCAGGCUAUACGGUCGUGCAGAAUUGAAGCCGCGAUGGCUAGCAUAUGCUCGUGCCAUCUUUCUCGUUGCAGGUUGUUAGUUGGAUGCUUACCAGUUACCAUGCUUAAUUGCAUGUUUCCAUUGUACGUAGCUGAUCAACGUACGAAGAUGGCUGUGGAAUAGAGUGGCUUAAGCACAUUCCGCGUAUUACAGAAAAAAAAGAGUUCAGGUGGUCUUCUUCC
Messenger RNA from Zea mays, 630 nucleotides. RefSeq lists its product as uncharacterized. NCBI's taxonomy places the organism in Eukaryota, Viridiplantae, Streptophyta, Magnoliopsida, Poales, Poaceae. The record is from RefSeq and is marked validated.